Molecule: messenger RNA, 206 nt
Organism: Amoebophrya sp. A25
Lineage: Eukaryota; Dinophyceae; Syndiniales; Amoebophryaceae
Source: the annotation of a GenBank genome assembly
UCUACACGUCGCCAGCGGCUAGAACUAGAGGGUGGAACCGAGAACCAUCUAGAGGGAGAGGCACAUGCAGUUGCGAUUGCUGGAUCACAACCUCCUGGUACAGAAGUAGGUGCUCAGCUACUUGGUCCAGCAGGAAGCCAUGACGUAGCACUUGUUGACAGUAUCAUGGGACGAGGACAAAUGAUGCCGCCUCAACAUUUAGGAAC